Amoebophrya sp. A120 is the source of this 385-nucleotide messenger RNA. Lineage: Eukaryota; Dinophyceae; Syndiniales; Amoebophryaceae. The record is from the annotation of a GenBank genome assembly.
AAAACGAACCGGAAGCGGAAUCUCCGGUUAGUCUCGCUACAACGGUGGCGCUCAGUGUUCUCCAGAAGAAUUAUCACAUCUCACUUACGCUUAUGUGCUGCUUGAUUAUGAGCAACGUGCAGAAGUGGCUGCACAAACAUGAUUCCGCCGCCAGCUCGUCCACGCAUGAAUUAAUCCGGCACCUCCCGAACCUUCCGCUACCGACCAAUUUCCCGAAUUCGAAUAACUCCCUGCUGUGGCUGUCCGAAACGGCAAGGGAAAAGCAUGCGUGGACCUGGUGGUCGCCCUACGACGAAAGCGAACCACUGAUGUACCAGUAUUUUGCAGAAACCGAAACAACAGACUCGUCCCAAAAAGCCGCCGGAGAUGAACCGCGGUACCAGCG